This is a messenger RNA of Blastomyces dermatitidis ER-3, 1299 nucleotides long. RefSeq lists its product as uncharacterized. The record is from RefSeq and is a predicted model, not a curated record. Lineage: Eukaryota; Fungi; Ascomycota; Eurotiomycetes; Onygenales; Ajellomycetaceae. The coding region runs from base 119 to 595 and encodes 158 amino acids. The transcript has a single exon.
CCUUUCAAGAUUAUAUUUUUUUCGAUAAUCUUGAUAAUUUUCUUCCUUUUACCAGUGUAAGGCUUCAAUUCAAUCACACCUACCAUAAAUAUAUCCUUUCUCCUUCCUACCUCUCAAAAUGGUUCGGGUUUACGACGACACUUGGACAUGCUGUAAUUGCGAUGGACUCAACCUUAUCGCCAAUGCACCUAGCAAAUGUCCAGUGUGUUCGCAUGCAAAAUGCUCAUCCUGUACCGACAGCGGAAACGCGCGGUGCGUCCCGGUUUGUACUACUAGAGUUCGGGAGGCUCAAAACACAUCACGCCUAGGUUGGCCUCUCGACGAAUUUCUGACAUUGAUCCCACGCCCUAUGUCUACCGGUGACCCGGCUUCCCACGCUACUCUUGACAAUGCAGUUACUCGAGCGAACUUCACAGUUAUGAAAUGCGACGUGCACCUAGCGGGCUGCCCCGAACUGUUUGCACGGCCCCCAAUGAGAGGUUGGUGGUAUUGCCAUGUUUCCGGGAACGAACAUUUGAACAACCCCGAUUUGUCCCCCGAGGCCUGCAGUGAGUGUGGGCAUAUAAAGUGCUCUUGGUGCAUUGUCGAAGAGUAAUCCAUCUGAGGAAAUACCUCGCGCAUUUACAGGAUGUACCAUUACGUUUUGCUGCUCCCUUCGCAUGGGCUUCUCGCCUGGAGUUUCGGUUGUUAUCGGGCAUAGCGUCGCGCUGGAAAAAACAUUCCGUUUGCAAGGCACUUUCACCAGGCCGUAUCCCUAUGUUUUUUGUAUUGAUUCCUCAUUCGACCUGGUUAUAAAUUUGUCUUUCAUCCUUUCCUUCGUGUCUGCUUUCUAAGGUUUCCCGAUGGUUCUGUUUUACUAGGUUCGUUCUCCUUGACUUUUAUUUCUACCCACCAUUAUAUCCUUACCCGAUUUCAUUCUGCGUGUCAUUCGUUCAUUUCCAAGCACAUCCCUCCGUUACCAUUAUCCUUACCCAUGCUUCUGCUUUGCUUUCUAUCUGUUCUUUAACAUCAGCUUCCCUUGUUUCUGCUAUGCACUUAAUAGUUUCCAUAGAUAAUUCUCUUAUGUUACUUCCCUGUUUUAUACCACAAUAAAUUGCUGGAGCGAGCCUUAGUUGUUACUCGCAUCUAUCACUCACUACCUUGUGAUCUCGUUUUAAAGCAUUUCGUGUUCAUUCCCUUUCUCCCCCUCCCCCCCCCCCCGGUGGCUGCUGCGUCCUGGGCGUUAAUAUUUAUUUCCAUUCCCAACGGCAGUUUUGACAUUAGCUCAAUCGUUCAAUGUACUUGGUUAUCCAUACUUCA